AUGUACAGAUUUAAACUCUGUCUUAAUUAUUCACGUUUAAAUCAAUCUCUAUCUGCUUUUUUAAAAAAGUACAAGACUAAUUAGAAGAAUGUAAUUUAAGUGGAGAAUAAAUAAUUGGAAAUUGAUAAAAAUAGACCACGAUAACCUAAGCCUAUUUAAGAUUAAUUAACAAUCUCUUAAGAAGAUCAAUUAAAAUAAAAAUAUCUGUUAUAAAGAGUGAAAGUGAUUGAUUUAAAUGAGAAGGAUAAUUACAGUCAUUUUAAUAGGGCAUAAUAAUUGGCAAUAGAUAAAUAAAUAAAGUAAUUAGAAGUAGAUUACAAAGUAGAAGCAGAAGUAUUGGAAUUGUAAAAGAAGGGAGAAUUAUGUAAUGAUUUUAAUAAUAAUUAAAGUGAUUGAUGAUACAAAAUUACCUAAAUAAUUCUUGGCAACUCUAGAUAAACAAAGAAAAAGAGGUAAGAAAAUGCUGAGAAGAUACUUUAUAAAUGGAGAGCAUCGUUACGUAAAGGAAAAUAUUUACAAAUUUAGAAAUGUGGCAGAAUGGAAAAAAUAUAUGAGAUUUAAGAAACCUCUGAUAAAUUAAUUGAAAAUGGAAUAAUUUUAAAGAUAUCCAGGUACAAAAAAAGGAAAGUAUCCAAUAUAAGAUAAAAAAGGAUUUACAAGUAUGAAUCAAUUAAUAAAUAAUAGAAUGGUUUAAAGAGAAUCAUACAUAAAAAACAGUAGAUGCAAUAGAAUUUUUAGUAAGAAAAGGUUAUGGUAAAGUAGCUGAUCAUUUAAGCUUUAAGAAAAGAAAAAGAUUUAUAACAAAAAGAGCCUAAGCAAAAAUUGAUUUAAAAAAAACAAUAUAAAGAAUGAAAUAAGAAAAAUAUGAAAAAAAUACUUGGGAAGUAGUUACUCCAGGAACUGUACUUUUUGUUGAAGAAACAAUGAUUGAAUAAUUAACAAAAGGGAAUCCAAUGAGAGAUUUAGCAUAGAAUACUCAUAUAAAAAUUUAAACUCAUAUGCCUGAGGGAGAAAUUCAACCAUUACCUGAUAAAUUUCCAUUAAAGAAGACAAAAUUAAUUUAUUAUUUGGAAAGAUGGUCAUUUUUUAGAUCAUUUGGAGCAUAUUAAUUGUUGAAAGACUUAGUAGAAGGGAAUGUUGAGACUAAGAAAAAUGAAUCAAUAAAAUCAGCAUCAUUAAAUACAUAUUAUUAAACAUUACCUAAACAUAUUAGAGAUAAUCCAAAUGUUAAAAAUGUUUAUAGAGGAUUAGAAUUUGCUAAUAAUUAAAUGACUUUGGCUGAAAAAGAAACUUCAUUAAAUUUAGCAGCUAGAUUAUCAUGUCCUUUUGAUGAAAUGAAUUAGGAAGUAUAUGAUGAAGGAUCUGCUGGAUAUAGACCUAUGAUAUCAAGAUUUGAUGAAGAAAGAUUAAUGUAAGAUUAAGAAAAUGAACAUAUUGAUACUGCCGUCGUAAUAACAAUUGUUUAUGUAGAAUCCUGAUGCUUUAUUCAAAUAUUUAGAACAAAGAGCACACACUCCAAGACAUGUAGCCAAAGAUGAUGUUCCUCUACCAGAUUGGGCUGUAGAUAAAUCUGAAAGAGUAGAUGAUCUACCAGUUGAUUAUUAUAUCAAUGAUGAUGGAUUCUGGGAUGAUUACAUUAAAGCUAAAGAAGAAAAACAUCUUAAAGAUACUCCUAUAUCUGGAGGAAAAAAAUAUUUUAGACAUAUUUGAAAGAG
Paramecium sonneborni is the source of this 1715-nucleotide messenger RNA. The record is from the annotation of a GenBank genome assembly. NCBI's taxonomy places the organism in Eukaryota, Ciliophora, Oligohymenophorea, Peniculida, Parameciidae.